AUGAAGACCACCCUCCUCCUCACCCUCACCGCCCUAGCCGUGACCACAGUGCAUGCCUACUGCGACGGCACCCCCGACAGCACCUGGUGGCGUGACGGCGACUGUUCCGAAUCCACUGACCCGACCUGCUACAACCGUUGCCGCGAAGCCGGUUACGGUUGCGGUGGCUGCGGUGGCUGGCUGUAUGGCGAGUGCUGGUGCUGUAGCAAUGACUGCGCGGCGUAG
Dichotomopilus funicola is the source of this 225-nucleotide messenger RNA. RefSeq lists its product as uncharacterized. Bases 1 to 225 code for a protein of 74 amino acids. The transcript has a single exon. The record is from RefSeq and is a predicted model, not a curated record. NCBI's taxonomy places the organism in Eukaryota, Fungi, Ascomycota, Sordariomycetes, Sordariales, Chaetomiaceae.